GAACUCCUUAACGCCGCCUUCAUUUGAAGCUUCUCCCCAAGAUACGAUCCGAGAGAGAGAUAACACACGGCACGGGGGCUAGAAGAACGAACCGAACCCAAACACCUCCCACUCCUCCUCCACGACGACCCCUUAACCCCAUCCUCCCGCGCCCGAGCCCGCGAGGAGACAAGCCAAAGCCAUGGGCGACACCACCGCGCCCUCGCCGCCGAGGAGGUUCGGCAGGAUCUGCGUCUUCUGCGGCAGCAACUCCGGCAACCGCGCCGUGUUCGGCGACGCCGCGCUCGAGCUCGGCCAGGGCCUGGUGACGAGGGGGGUCGAUCUGGUCUACGGCGGCGGCAGCAUCGGGCUGAUGGGCCUGAUCGCGCAGACGGUUCUCGACGGCGGCUGCCGCGUCCUCGGGGUGAUUCCAAGAGCACUCAUGCCCCUCGAGAUAUCCGGUGCAAGUGUUGGAGAAGUAAAGAUUGUCUCCGACAUGCAUGAGAGGAAAGCUGAGAUGGCGCGACAAGCCGAUGCAUUCAUUGCUCUUCCGGGUGGGUAUGGAACAAUGGAAGAGCUGUUAGAGAUGAUCACUUGGUCGCAGCUUGGAAUCCAUGACAAACCGGUCGGGUUGCUAAACGUCGAUGGGUACUAUGAUCCGUUACUCGCGCUGUUCGACAAGGGCGCGGCGGAAGGGUUUAUUAAGGCCGAUUGCAGGCAGAUAAUCGUGUCGGCACCAACUGCCCACGAACUGCUGACAAAAAUGGAGCAAUACACCCGUUCACACCGGGAGGUGGCCUCGCGGACGAGCUGGGAGAUGACCGAGAUGGGCUACGGGAAAGCACCGGAGCCGGAGGAGGAGGCGGCGGCAUCGUAGCAAUGCCUCGCCGAUGCGUGUCGUUGUCAUCGUCAUCGAUAUCCCUUGGUGCUCAACUGGCCGCUGGGAUUGCAAUUGCAAUAAUCUUACGUAGUGCUCUCUUGUGAUUUCUUCGUUGUUGGUUGCCUUUCAUGUAACCCCGUAGUACGUUGGAUUGUGACUUUGAUCUGGCGAAGAAGCCUAAGGUAUUGUGUGCCUAGUUAUUAUCUA
This is a messenger RNA of Hordeum vulgare subsp. vulgare (domesticated barley), 1066 nucleotides long. Its product is annotated as probable cytokinin riboside 5'-monophosphate phosphoribohydrolase LOGL1. Gene Ontology annotation, molecular function: hydrolase activity, hydrolyzing N-glycosyl compounds. Gene Ontology annotation, biological process: cytokinin biosynthetic process. The record is from RefSeq and is a predicted model, not a curated record. The transcript is spliced from 7 exons. The coding region runs from base 182 to 856 and encodes 224 amino acids. NCBI's taxonomy places the organism in Eukaryota, Viridiplantae, Streptophyta, Magnoliopsida, Poales, Poaceae. Gene Ontology annotation, cellular component: cytosol; nucleus.